Armigeres subalbatus is the source of this 516-nucleotide messenger RNA. Its product is annotated as PH domain-containing protein DDB_G0275795-like. The record is from RefSeq and is a predicted model, not a curated record. The transcript has a single exon. NCBI's taxonomy places the organism in Eukaryota, Metazoa, Arthropoda, Insecta, Diptera, Culicidae. The coding region runs from base 1 to 516 and encodes 171 amino acids.
AUGAACGGCGUCAGCAGAACAUCUCCGUGCAAAACAAUCGUCUCAGCAGCACCAAUACCCGAGGCAGCAAUAUAUAAAACCAACAUCGUUAGCAAGACGAGUGUCAAACGAACCACUGAAAUGAUUAAACGACCUGAACGACGCAGUAAAAGCAACAACAAACUAAAUGACAAGCAACUACUGCUAAUGGCAAAAAGUCAGUUUUCUGGUCCUCCAAUAACAACAGAACAUCCAAUUGCAGCUCUAUCAGCUCCUAGUGCAAAAUCUUUCAUCCACUUUAAGAAGGGUGAAAUCAUCUAUCCAGCUGAAAAAUCACAAAUGAAACAUCAACCACCUUACGCUAAUACUCAGCAGAAUCAACAGCAACGGCAGCAGCAGCAACAACAGCAUCAGCAGCAGCAACUACAGCAACAAGAACAGCCACCAAAUCCUGAUGGCCAAUUCGAACUAAACCCAAUGAGACCACCCAUCGUUCGUCUGACGCAACAAUCUACGGAAGGGACGGGCGGUUCCUAA